AUGCUCUCGUACCUGCGAUGCAUCAAGUCGCAUCGUGGGACCAACGACCCCGAAUGCCGCGGCCUCUCCAAGUCAUACCUGUCAUGUCGCAUGGACCGAAAUCUGAUGGCACCGGAUUCGUUCAAGAACUUGGGCUUCGGCGAAGACAGUGACGGCCCUGUCACCACCGCCGCAAACGCAUCUCAGCCAUCGCAACCCAACGGCCAAAACAAACCUCGCGGAGCUUAG
Alternaria infectoria is the source of this 228-nucleotide messenger RNA. RefSeq names its product Cytochrome c oxidase assembly protein cox19 (gene COX19). Lineage: Eukaryota; Fungi; Ascomycota; Dothideomycetes; Pleosporales; Pleosporaceae. Gene Ontology annotation, biological process: mitochondrial respiratory chain complex IV assembly. Gene Ontology annotation, cellular component: mitochondrial intermembrane space. The transcript has 2 exons. The record is from RefSeq and is a predicted model, not a curated record. Bases 1 to 228 code for a protein of 75 amino acids.